CUUAGCUAACUCGCGUUUUUUUGGAACGAAACUUUUAUGUGAUUUUCCUAACGAAAAGUUUGCCCUGCAAGUUGCCGCACUUGUAAUAAAAUGGACCGACCUGGUUCUCCUUUUUUCAUUUUCGUCCCCAGUCAUGAUGGCUGCCAGCAUGUCUGAAGAUGAUAUUGCUUACACUGCCCUCCUCCGCCAGCUACUAUCUGACAACUCAACCACACGCAACGCUCGUGUGCACUCUUGGAUAGAGCACCAAUAUGAUUUCGCUCUCUCAGAGUCAGACACCCGAGUCAACGAAGAUGACCUCGGCUGUUCCCGGGCUCCUUCACCUUCACCUUCCUCCUCAUUGGGAGCACACCGUACAUUCUGUUCUGACAGACCCGACUCUCCGCUCCUACCGCGGUCAUCGGUAGAAUGUUCUUCAAUACCAGAGUCUUGUCCAUCUUAUGAUGCUCUAUUUUUCCCUGUCUCUCCUUCUCAGACUUUUGCUGAGGAUGAGGUGAGGGAAGAGCGCGAACGGGAGCGCGCACUUCGUUUCCUCGUGCAGGAAAUGUCACACUGGAAAAUGCAGUCCAGUCCCACUACUCCGUACAAGAACAUGGACAAGCCUUUACCGUGUCCUCCGCCACCCUCGCCAGCAACGUCCACAACACAGUCCACUUCGUCACGUGUCAUGCGCUCACGUUCUUCAUCAAUGCGCAUUUCGCGGUUACCUUCCUUCACAAGCACGUUGUCAUCUGAUCAGAGCCAACCGCAAGAUAUAUUUACACCACCAUUGCCUGUCUCCGUAAUUGUGCACGGAGACACUCAACACGAACUUAUUUCAGACCUUAAGCGUCCCGAUCCGAUUUUCCUCCGACGCAUGGAAUCAUUGAACAUGAAGGUUCAGGAUGAACAAGAGCUUUCUCUACUGUCACCGAUCCACGAUGAUCGUGAUUCAGGGUACCCGUCCCCUACGCUCUCCAAUUUUUCGUAUACCCCGUCUCGCGAAACCGCGCUUACGAGUCCCUACACCAGUUUUCCUGCGUCGCCGGCUAGUGCGACCUUCGCUCCUUGCUCACCGGAAAAUAUUGCACUGCCAGCAUCCCCUGAUGCUGAACGCUUCCCGGAGGCGCCUCAUUCCGAGGAUCACGGUGAUAGUUCAUUUCCGACGUCUCCAUCCGACACGGCACUUCCCGUAUCACCAUCGACAACUGCGUUUUCACCGUCUCCUUCAUCAACUGCAUUCCCCGUAUCACCCAGUACCACUAUAUUUCCCGCUUCUACGCCUGAACUUGCGUUCUCUACAUCACCUUCUUUGACGGUGUAUCCCGCCUCCCCUUUAGACCCUAAGGAUUGCGUAAACGAUAGUACCGCUCAAUCUCAGCGGUUACGCUCGUCCACUAAUAGCUCGGGAGAUCUUCAAAGCAGAUGGUCAGUUGCAACGACAGCAUCACUAACUCCUUCACCUUCCGAUCCGACGCCGACGCCGACACCCUCAGGGACGUUCCUGAGGUCCAGAACUCCCUCGAGGGGCAAGAAGGACAAAGAGGUGAAAACCCCGCGGAAACGUACCCGUCUUAUCAGUUUCAUCUCGAAACUCUCCCCAGGCCGUUCAGAUAGCAAUAUCACAGCCUCGACUGACUAUGACUAUGAGUCGGAUACAGAUGAGAGAGCCGUCAAACCCGCAAAGACAAUUGGAAAGAAAUCAUCCCUAGCCAGUCUGCGCGCAUCAUUCUCUUUAUCUCGUGCCUCUUUUGCAUCUCAGCGUCCACCAGUGUCCUCCUUGGCGGAGGUGCCCCCGCUCCCGGUGUCGCCUACUCGUACGUCAUUCGGCGCAUCACGUAUGUCUCUCGCAGCCGACGGUGCGAUGAGCAAUGGGGAGGCGAUACCACCGGUACCGACCAUCUCGUUAUCGAGAAUUCCUUCCCGCGCCACCGCGCUCGACGACACGUUGCCGCCUAUUCCCCAAUCUGCUUCAACUAUUACGUCAUUCCGGAGUACGUCCCUGGUUUCUCUGCAGGCUUAUAGCCCUCCGGCUUCGGCAUCACAGCUAUCCUUGCUUCCAUCGCCCAUCACAAGUCAUAGUACAUCAAGGUUGUCCCUACUAUUGGCAUCUGGAUCUUCCAGGAAUUCGGUUGUGUCAUCUGCCACCUUGGACGCGCCCAUCUCUAUUCAUCCCAUGCCAAGUUCGGCACCCAGUAGGGCCAAGUCGAUCUUCAAGCUAUCUUCGCGACCAAAAACACCCAAGGUUCGGGCCGUGGCAACUCCUUCAAAACUUCCUCUUCCCCGGACAGUAGCUGUCUCUUCCAGUAUCCCCAAUGGGGCAAGUCCAACGACGUCGAAGAUCCCACCACCGCCAACAAAAUUCACGCCCCCAUCAAAAUUGGCAUCAAUACUCGCUUCGCAGUCUUCAUCGCGGCUUCCUCAUCCGACAUCUUUUAACCCGCCACCAAUAUCCAUGCUUCCACCUCCGCCGUCGAAGAUAGCUCUACCGCCAAAAAUUAUUGUGCCGACUCCUCGGGCAUCAUACCUCCCACAAGCGAGCCCUUCCACUAUGGAACCGAAGUCACCUAUGUCAAUUGACGAACCAACUGCACUGGUUUCGAGGCUUCCGUUGCCUUCGGCAAUGAAGACAUCCCGUACUAGUACCGUGAGGGGCUUUUGGCGCAGAGCACAAUAGGUGCCAUUUGGUUACACAUGGGAGCCAUGGAAAUCAGGAAGCGGAAUGGGUCGCUUCUUUCCGUCCAACUCGCCGGCGCGCAUUUUUGUCAAUCUCAUACUACUAUCUAUUGGUUAUUCUCAUUCUACCACACUCGUUAUUGAAUUGUACACCUCAGUCAUUACUCAACUAUCUCGCUCGCUGCUUUCCCUACUCCGGUUCUCCGCUUGUUGGUGGUGGACCUCAUCCUCCAUGUCAUCCAUCUGCACUAUCUGUUGUGGAAUUAUACAUGUACUCACACCUUGCCUUUCCUGUCACAUUCAACC
Suillus subaureus is the source of this 2961-nucleotide messenger RNA. RefSeq lists its product as uncharacterized. The record is from RefSeq and is a predicted model, not a curated record. The transcript has 3 exons. The coding region runs from base 134 to 2656 and encodes 840 amino acids. NCBI's taxonomy places the organism in Eukaryota, Fungi, Basidiomycota, Agaricomycetes, Boletales, Suillaceae.